AUAUUAAAAAAAUUAUAUACAGUACGGUUUUUGCGAAAUCAUAUAAUUUUAUAUUUCUGACGACACUUUCGUGACUAAUAUAAUUUUUGAAGUUCUACGUAUAUAUUGGAUGUGUUUUACAAGCUCCUUUGACAUAGCACUGCUUUACAAAUUAAACCAAGGAUUUCAUUUGUAGAAAUAUUAUAAAUUUUACUCAUGCACAUUUCCAACUCGCAGUUUUGGAAGCGAAUUUUGAAACGGUGUAAUGGAUUGAAACUAGUAAAUCUUCAAACAUAUUUAAAACCGUAUAGAAUAAAUUUAUUUAUCGCAAGAAACAGAACACAAAUCACAAUUUUACAGGAAGAUAAACUUUUAGAAGUAGAAAUGUUACAUCCCAAAAUGGACAAUCUAUGCUGGUUACACAAAGUUGCACCAGGAUUUCCUAUAAAUGGUUCAAAGAUUACAAUAAUUCAUGAACCUGUUCAUUUUUAUGGUACACUAUUGGAAAUGUGUAAAUUUGCUAAAAGGAGAAUCACAUUUGCGUCCUUAUAUUUGGGAACUGGAAAAUUAGAAUCUGAAUUGGUACAAACAAUAGAGCAUGCUAUUCUUUCAAGUAAUGGAAAUAUUAAAGCUAGAUUUCUAUUAGAUUACAUGAGAGGUUCUAGAGGUGUACAAAAUUCACGUAAAAUGUUAGAACCAUUACUCAAAGGAAAAUAUGCUCAUUGCUCUGAAGUUUUUCUCUAUCAUACACCUAAACUUCGUGGACUUCUAAAGGUUAUUAUGCCUGAUCGUUUUAACGAAGUUAUAGGUUUACAACAUAUGAAAUUGUAUAUGAUAGAUGAUACUUUGAUAAUUAGUGGUGCAAAUUUAAGUAAUGAUUAUUUCACGAAUCGGCAGGACCGAUAUUUUAUAAUAGAGGAUGCUAAGGAACUCUGUGAUUUCUAUGAUGAUUUAGUCAAAAGAGUGGGAGAAUUUAGUUUUGUUUUGCAAUCAGACGGUAGUACAAAGUUGAACUCUACAUUAAGUUCUCAUCCAUGCGAAGGACCAAAGCAAGAAUUUUCUGAGGAAGCUGCACACAGAAUAAAAACGCUUUUUCAAAAUGAAAUACAAAAACGUAUUGAGCUUAACAAACAAAAAGAAGCUUUAGAUGCAGAUACUUGGAUAUUUCCAUUAGUACAAAUGGGCCAACUUAAUAUAUUACACGAUAGUGAAGUAACAUUGAAGUUGUUGCAAUCAGCUUCAUUGGGAGCGAGACUUAAAUUAGCAACUGGAUAUUUUAAUUUAACUUCAGAUUAUAUCAGUGCAGUACUUAAACAUUGUCAAGCUACAUGUGAUCUUCUAACAGCACAUCCUACUGCUAAUGGAUUUUUUAGUGCAAAAGGUAUAGCAAGUAGUAUUCCAGCAGCAUACACAAAGAUAGAAGAAUCAUUUUAUAAAACUUGUGAAAGAUUAGGUCAACAAGAAAGAGUAACAUUAUGGGAAUUUAUUAAACCAGGAUGGACAUAUCAUGCUAAAGGACUUUGGUACUAUUUACCAGGUCAACAAAGACCUUGUCUGACUCUUGUUGGAUCACCUAAUUUUGGUUAUAGAUCAGUGAAUAGAGAUUUGGAAACACAAAUUGCAAUCGUGACUAAAAAUGAAAAAUUACAAAUGGCCUUGCAAGAAGAACAGGAACGUUUGUUUAUGUACGCUAAACUAGUUACAAAAAGAACAUUUUCUCAAGAAGACCGAAUACCCCCAGCUUGGAUACGUACAACAAUUGUGUUAUUUCGAUAUUUUUUUUAGUACAAUACCAACGUCUUCGAUGGUUUCAUUCAAUGACCGAUACCUCAAAACUUAUUUAAUUAUUAUAAACUUUACAUUAUAUUAAUAUAUACAAAUGGAGUAUUAUUGAUGAACGAUAGCUUAAGUUAAUAAGGAUUAUUAUCUAUAUAGCUUGGUUCAAAUAUUCACGUAAGCACACGUAUCAUAAGACUGUAAAUAAAAAAAAAAUUCUGUAACACAUAGAGUACAUAGUGUAUAUUACGGUACAUAUUUCAUUAAUACAGACAAACCUAUCAGACACAAAUAAAUUAUGUUAUAAUGUAA
This is a messenger RNA of Vespa mandarinia (Asian giant hornet), 2067 nucleotides long. It is a transcript of the gene PGS1, whose product is annotated as Phosphatidylglycerophosphate synthase 1. The record is from RefSeq and is a predicted model, not a curated record. Gene Ontology annotation, cellular component: mitochondrion. Gene Ontology annotation, biological process: cardiolipin biosynthetic process. Gene Ontology annotation, molecular function: CDP-diacylglycerol-glycerol-3-phosphate 3-phosphatidyltransferase activity. Lineage: Eukaryota; Metazoa; Arthropoda; Insecta; Hymenoptera; Vespidae.